Messenger RNA from Fimicolochytrium jonesii, 192 nucleotides. RefSeq names its product homeobox domain-containing protein. NCBI's taxonomy places the organism in Eukaryota, Fungi, Chytridiomycota, Chytridiomycetes, Spizellomycetales, Powellomycetaceae. The record is from RefSeq and is a predicted model, not a curated record. The coding region runs from base 1 to 192 and encodes 63 amino acids. Gene Ontology annotation, molecular function: RNA polymerase II cis-regulatory region sequence-specific DNA binding. The transcript has a single exon. Gene Ontology annotation, biological process: cell differentiation; regulation of transcription by RNA polymerase II.
AUGGACGAUGUCAGUCCUUGCAACCUGGCCGCCCAGAAGAAGAAGCGGAGAGUCCUGACCGGCGAGCAAAUCCACGUCCUCGAAACGACAUUCAAGUCCACCCCGAAUCCGGACGCGGCGUUGCGAACUAAGCUGUCUGGACAAGUCGGAUUGCCGGAAAGGAAUGUGCAGAUUUGGUUCCAGAAUAGGUAA